Molecule: messenger RNA, 858 nt
Organism: Thlaspi arvense
Lineage: Eukaryota; Viridiplantae; Streptophyta; Magnoliopsida; Brassicales; Brassicaceae
Source: the annotation of a GenBank genome assembly
AUGCGACACAAUUGCUGCCAUGUCUCGUUCGCUUCCGUUCUCAAGAUCCUCAAUUUUCUCCAAGCUUUCAUCGGUGUUUCAAUCAUAAUCUACUCGAUUUGGAUGCUCGAUCAAUACAACCAUCACGUUCCCGUCGGUCCUCCUCCGCCGCAGCCCCCGGCGGCUCCAUCGCCGGAUUCUUAUUCCUUAUCUAGCUCAGGAACCGAGAUCAACAGUGUUUCUGAUUCCUUGAAGACUCCGAUCAGUUUCGUAUCGGGUAUCGUUCUCGGGUCUGGUGGAGAUUCGGGUUUCAGCCUCCGUUCCUUAGAUCUUCCAGCUCCAUGGUUCAUCUACUCAUUCAUGGCGAUUGGGAUUUUGGUCUGCAUCGUCACCAUCAUCGGUUUCAUAGCAGCUGAAGCAAUCAGUGGCUGCUGUUUGUGUUUCUACUCUAUUCUCAAAACUCUUGUCAUCAUACUUGAAGCGGCUCUCGUGGGAUAUAUAGCGAUUGACCGUCACUGGGAAAAGGAUCUUCCUUAUGAUCCAACCGGAGAACUCACUAGCCUUCGAGCUUUCAUUGAAGCAAACAUCGAUAUUUGCAAAUGGGUCGGGAUUGUUGUAGUAGCGGUCCAGUUACUCUCGUUGCUAAUGGCUAUGGUUCUGAGAGCUAUGGUUUCACCGCGACAAUCGGAGCUUGACGAUGAGGAUGACUAUGAGAAUCCGAUGAAUAGAGGUCGGGAGAAUCUUCUUGGUCCACAGGCAAACCAAACAUCUUCUGGAUCAAGCAAUAUCGACAACUGGAGGUCCCGAAUCAGAGAGAAGGUAAAAGAAAAAAAAGCUUUAAAUUUCUUGAUUCGAUUGAACGAAGUAGCAAAGAUUUAA